Messenger RNA from Penicillium maclennaniae, 864 nucleotides. Its product is annotated as plasma membrane t-SNARE secretory vesicle fusion. Gene Ontology annotation, cellular component: SNARE complex; plasma membrane; endomembrane system. Gene Ontology annotation, biological process: intracellular protein transport; exocytosis; vesicle fusion. Bases 1 to 864 code for a protein of 287 amino acids. The record is from RefSeq and is a predicted model, not a curated record. Gene Ontology annotation, molecular function: SNAP receptor activity; SNARE binding. The transcript has 4 exons. Lineage: Eukaryota; Fungi; Ascomycota; Eurotiomycetes; Eurotiales; Aspergillaceae.
AUGUCUUUCUACAAUCAACGGGCUCCCGAUCUUGAGUCUAAUCAAGUUCAAUAUGAGCUUCAGCCUAGGAGUGGGAUGGCGAUAAAUCUUGCGAAGCGUCGUGAGAUCGAAGAACAGCUCGAUCAUAUCAUAUCAAAGCAAGCUGAACUUCGACCAGCCCAGCAAGCUCUUCUCAACUCGACCACUUCAACUGAGGACCAGCAAUGUCGCCUUCAUAUCGAGUCUAUUGGAAGCGACAUCAUAGGCUACUUUGGCACCUCUCGUAAUUUGCUCGCGAUACUUAAACGCGAGUCAAAUCCAGAUGAUUGGCACGCUCAGACUCAGAUUCAGUACAUCAGCGACAAAAUAAGAAAGGAGAUUGAAGCCUACAGAUUAUCUCAGAGAGACUUUGAUCGCCAGAUGCGUUCGCAGGUGCGCCGACGAUAUGAGAUCGCUCACGAAGAUGCUACACCCGAGGAGAUUGACCAAGGCGUAGAGAAUGUGAUCAUGGGGCAGGAGCAGGUAUUCAGUGUCCAGGGUCAGCGAAGCCAGCACGCAAGUGAGGCUCGUGCGGCUGUCAUACAAAGAUCAGCCGCAAUUCGCAAGAUCGAGCAAGAUCUGAUCACUCUCGCGGAACUAUCACAAGAAGUUGCUGAGCUUGUCCAUCAACAAGAAUCUGCUGUUGUUGAAAUUGAACAGACGGUAAACCAAACCCACGAAAACCUGCAAAAAGCCAAUACUCACUUGGACAUGGGAAUUCAAAGUGUGCGCAACGCUAGGAAAUGGAAGUGGUGGGCUCUCUUCAUUUGUCUUCUCAUUGUGCUCAUUGUUGUGGUUGUGGCGGUUGUGUACUGCUCCUUGAGCCAUAGCUGUUCAGUCAAAUAA